This is a messenger RNA of Tarenaya hassleriana, 2168 nucleotides long. RefSeq lists its product as uncharacterized. NCBI's taxonomy places the organism in Eukaryota, Viridiplantae, Streptophyta, Magnoliopsida, Brassicales, Cleomaceae. The record is from RefSeq and is a predicted model, not a curated record. The transcript is spliced from 8 exons. The coding region runs from base 149 to 1633 and encodes 494 amino acids.
GGACGCCGGAGCCGCCAUAGCGCCGCCACCGCCGAAUUUUCUUCCUCCGAUUAUAUUUCCGGCGGAUGGUGACGAUUCUUCCGGAGGAGGUCGAUGAAGGAUGCGGAGGAAGGAUCGUCUUAGCGGUGGAAGAUAAGUCGGAGACGGCAUGAACUCGUCGGAGCUGUCGAGAGAGUCACAGCUGAUUCCGCCUCCGUCACCGUCGGGUCGGCGGAGGCUUAGCGGGUUGGAUUCCGGGUCGGAGCUUCAAUUUCGGAAUCUGGGUUCUUCCCAUUUCCUUCUGGGUCUUCGUUUUCUUGAGAUUGAAGCAUCAUCAUCAUCCAUGGUGCAUCGUAGAGGUAAGCGAGCGAGCAGAAACAAGGCCAAUGUGCCUUUGACAAGGCCGAGAAGAGAAGGGAAAUACUCAGAUUAUUCGGAUGCGAAUUGGGGUUGGGAAGAAGAUGAACUCAGAGAAUACGCUCGUGAACUCAGAGAAUCUGAAGAUCAUUUCGGACAGAGCAGGUCGCACCAGAAUGCUCGUGGAGUGGAAGUUGGCUCGCUGAUUGAUCAGAAAGAACCCGAUGAUCAGUUCAGACAGAACCGUGGAAGACGGAACAUGCCUUACGGUGGUGGUUCUAGACUGAAUCUCGGCGGACAAAACCGGUUCAACCAGAAUCCUCAAGAAAAGAAGUGUAAGAACCAAGGACUAGAGAUGAACAAGAAGUUCGAAGAAAUGGAUUUGCGGGAAAGAUAUAAAAAGGGAUCAAAGGUAGACAAAACCCGUAAAAGUUCUGAUCUUCGGAGCAUUCGAGAAAGCCCGUGUAGAGGACACGAGCAAAUUGCUGCGUACCGAGAAAUGGAUAGUAAACUGGAGUGGGGAAGAGUCCAGAAAACUUCAACAGAUGGUUCUGCAGAUUCGAGAAGGCCGAGAAGAGAAGAGGGCUACUCAGCUUUUCCCGAGGAGGACGAGAACAGUGAUCGGGAAGAAGACACAGGAGAAAUGUACAAAGACGAUGAUGGAGCUCAUCAAAUGGAAUUUGAGCCGAAAGAUUGGAAAGGAAAGGGGAUGAUGAACUAUCAAGAACCUGAUGAUCAUUUUAGACCAAAUCAUAGCAGGUCGAAGAAGAACCAUCGACAGAAUCAAGAAAGGUGCGAGAAGGCGGCUCCGAGUUCUGAUAUGAAAAAGUCUGUGCCGCAAAAAAUGCGUAGGAGCUCAUAUUCGUCGAGUAAACGGGAGUGGAGAAAAAUCCGGAAAGCUUCAACCGCCGAUUCGAUGUCUCGGAUAUUGCCUCAAACUUCACCUGUACAGAGACAGACAGUAACUGGUGUUCAUACUUCGGAUUCAACCAGAGAAUCUAUGUCUCCUUCUGCAAAUGCUGGAGGUGGCUUUGAUCAGAAUCAUAAUAUGUCGGCUGAUCGUAACUUUGGGGAUUUGCCAUUGUCAGGCUAUAAUGUUCAGAUGUCCUCCUUCCAUUCUAACCAGUUUGCACCUUGGAGAAACAUGCCUGAUGAUCCAUUCAGACAAGAAUAUGGCCAUGAAUCACCAUCAACCUUUAACAGGCAAGCGCGAUCUAUCUUUCCGUCGUCCCGGCUUAACCAAUUGCCUUCUCAAAUGCUGGAGCAUCACCCCGGGUUUAUGUCCAGUCCUGUUUAACCCUUAUUCCGGUCAACCUUCAUUCCCGACUUGUUACAUUCUCAACCCGAGGACAUACUGGUUUCACCAUCCUUCACAGGUUCCGAAUCACGGGUUUGACCGUCGUUUGACCGCUACAUUUCAGCCUCGGUUCGGAUCGCUCUCUCCAGGCUUGCUCGCGCCACAGUCGCAGCCGUCCACGGCUAACCGCCCUUCACAAGGUUUGCCUUGGAGACAACAGCCAAUGAAUGCUCUCUACUUUGGAACUCAUCCUGUUCCAUUUGUCCCGUUCUUCGGUAUAAUCUCUCUGAAUUUCCCAUGACUUCUGCUUCUUGAAUCCUUCCUUCCUUCUUUUCCUCACCAAUGCCGUAACAUUAUCAGGGAAGGGGCUUCAACCUCGUACCGAAGAUGCUCCUGAAUGAUCCGUACCUUCUGUUCCUCGAUCCUUUUUUUUUUGUGUUUUUCAUCUCUGUAAAUGAUGUUAUCUUAGAUUUGUUUUGAACAUCCAUUAGAUUUUGAUACGUUAUCCUUCUUAUGAGCAUCAUCAUAGUUCUUA